Molecule: messenger RNA, 324 nt
Organism: Staurois parvus
Lineage: Eukaryota; Metazoa; Chordata; Amphibia; Anura; Ranidae
Source: the annotation of a GenBank genome assembly
GAUUGGCAGAGGGGGGUGGAGGACACACUGAGUGGAGGCCAGUGGAGGGAAUGACAGAGGGGGGUGGAGCCAGUGGAGGGAUUGGCAGAGGGGGGUGGAGCCAGUGGAGGGAUUGGCAGAGGGGGGUGGAGCCAGUGAAGGGAAUGACAGAGGGGGGUGGCGGAUACGGUGCGGUUGGUGAGGUGGAUGAGUCUGGCCGCUGAGUUCAGGAUAGACUGAAGCGGGGAUAGUCUGUGAUGAGGGAGGCCGGUGAGGAGGGAGUUGCAGUAGUCCAGGCGUGAUAUGGAUUGGACAUGGGGUUGGAAGGACAGGUUUGAGUCUAGG